AUGUUCGAGUCAAGCUUCAAGAAUUUCAACAUAAACCUUACGUCGGUGAAUCCACGGCAUACCUUCUCCUGCGGGGACAUCGUCACUGGAACUUUAUCGUUUGACCUCACAAAGGAGACUAAGAUCACUGCCAUCACAAUGGCACUGACUGGGAAUGUGAAUGUGCACUGGUCCACGGGCAGCGGGGGCAAGAAGCGACGUCGAAGACAGUUCUCUGCAAAAAUCAACUUGUUCAACUUAAAAAGCGUCAUUCUCCAAGACAAUAUUGCUGUUGGUGGACCUCCCAAACUGCUCUCAGGCACACACGUGUACCCCUUCACCUGUCACAUCCCGCACGGUGAUUACCCAUCUUCUUUUCAUGGCAUUCAUGGAAGGGUCCAAUACCUCUUAACAGUGAGCAUUGACAGACCAUGGCAUUUUGCAAAAACCUUUGAGACGGAGUUGAACUUUUUAGAUCGAAUCAGCAAUCGCCCUGAACUAUGGGCUCCACUGUCCGGCAGCAACAGUAUGCAGGUCUGCUGCCUGUGCUGGGCCUCUGGUCCAGUCGAACUCACCGCCACUUUAGACAAAAAAGCAUUUCUGCGAGGAGAAACGGUAAAAGUCACGUGUGAGAUCAACAAUGCCUCGACUCGGACAGUUACCCCCAAAGUGAGGCUGAAGGAGCGGCAGACGUACUACACCCACGGAAGGCACAACAGAAAUUCAGGCACUCGAAACCUUGUCUCUCAGAACGGAGAACCCAUUAAUGCCAACACUCCAGACGUCCACAAAGAACUCCUGCUCAUGAUACCCUCAAACACACACCUCACUAUUUCUAACUGCCCAAUCUUGGAAGUGGACUACAUGAUUGAGGUUUCUCUGGAUGUAAGAGGCUCCUCUGAUGUCACUGUGCGAUGUCCUAUUAUUAUCUAUGAUAAUAACAUUUACAAUCAGCUUCCACCUCCAUCUUAG
Knipowitschia caucasica is the source of this 951-nucleotide messenger RNA. Lineage: Eukaryota; Metazoa; Chordata; Actinopteri; Gobiiformes; Gobiidae. The record is from the annotation of a GenBank genome assembly.